AUGGGAGUGCUCAUGUCAAAGAAGCAGCAGUUGGAGAAGGUACAGAAAUGCAACGCUGUCGUCUCAGCCUUCCAGUCGGGCAUUAAGGAUCGCCCUGCUCCAUCCAAACAGGCAGACGGAGAAAUAGAGGAAGACGAAGCACCUGCUAAAAGUUCUGCCAGUCCUGAAGAGAAGAACACUGAGGUCGCAGAUGAAGGGGAAACAGACAACAGCGCAGGCCCAUCGACCUCCCAGCAGGCCUCAACGUCAGCGAAGGACGAGUGUAAGAUCAACCAGGAAGCUUGGUCAAGGUUACGGGAUGGGAAAGGAGUGGAGCCUGAAGACCUUGACAAGAGCCAUCAGCUCACACCACCUGCUUUUGUGCGGCCCAAGAGGGAAGCUGAUGAUGAUCAGCCAUUGGAAGUGGAACUUGAAAAGAAAGAGCAGCCACCGAGCGAUGAGAUGUGUGACGUGUGUGAGGUGUGGACGGCCGAUGACCUGUACCCCUGCAGGAUCUGCACUCGGGUGUUCCAUGAUGGCUGCCUGAGGGAAUUGGGCUACCUACGUGCUGAGGCCUUGCAGGAGAUGAGAGAUACAGCCCACACUGUCACUGGCUGGAGUUGCUACUAUUGUGAUAAUCUGAACCUACUCCUGACAGAGGAAGAGCUGUACAGCCUUAUGGAGACAUUCAAGCAGUGCAAGAUCAUCCCAGAGUCAUGCCUGGUGUCAGAUGAGCUGCUGCAGUACCACCACUUUGUAUCCAAGCAGCAGUUUGAUAAGGACCUGACUGAUGAGCAAGAGGAAGAAGUCCUAGCCCAGUUUGCAGCCCUGGAUCCUGAGAAGAAGGGUCACAUUGAAUGGUCAGACUUCCUCUACUUUGAGUCUCUGGCAGUUCUGAGGAAGUUCCGUACUGAGAAUUCACUGGUGCGCCUUUUGACUGCCAAGGAAAGAAAUAACGCACGGUCAGUGUUCCUGGGUCUGAACUUGGAUAAAGACGGUACGAUCACAAGAGCGGAAUACCGCCAGGCUCAGCAGUCCUGGUUCCACAAGCUCAACAAAGACUCGCAGUCAUGCAAUGUGAGUAUAAGUCAUGUUGGCCCUAUAUGUGAGAGCAGCCCAGCAAGCUCUGGCAGUGAAAGGAGCAAGACUGAAGACAGGCCGGUGACCUGGGCAGACUUUUUAAAGGAGAGUGCCAUCUACAUUUUGGCUUCGCGGCCCAAUAGUUCUGCCAUGCACAUCCGUCUGCCUCUAUAG
Molecule: messenger RNA, 1233 nt
Organism: Scomber japonicus (chub mackerel)
Lineage: Eukaryota; Metazoa; Chordata; Actinopteri; Scombriformes; Scombridae
Gene: phf24
Product: PHD finger protein 24
Exons: 7
Coding region: 1-1233 (410 amino acids)
Source: RefSeq, a predicted model, not a curated record